AAUGCGACCUGCUUUCGCACUUCUCCGACUGCUGAAAACGUGAGGACAGUCUGGAGCCUAACGUGUGGCUGAGGAGUGAAAAUGGAUAAAAAAAAUGAAAAGGGCGAAGCCAGAGGUAAAGGUGGAACUAAACCAGACAAACCUGAGGCCUUUUUACAAGUAGAAAGAGUACCCAAUUUCAAUCUCCUUCCCAAGAAUGUAAAGAGAAGAGUUUAUGCCCUCAAAAGACUCCAGCUCCAGAGUGGCAACAUUGAGGCAAAGUUUUACGAAGAGGUUCAUGAGCUAGAGAGAAAGUAUGCUGGACUCUACCAGCCCAUCUUAGACAAGAGACGGGAGAUUGUGACUGGUGCUGUCGAACCUACAGAUGAGGAAUGCGAAUGGCACAGCGACAAAGAGGAGGAUGAGCUUGCUGACGAUUUGCAAAAAAAAGCUGCUCUGGAGGAGAAGCAGGCAGAUUCAGCCAGUGCCGUUGAUCCGAAAGGAAUCCCCGAUUUCUGGCUUACAAUCUUUAAACAUGUGGAUAUGCUGGGAGAAAUGCUGCAGGAACAUGAUGAGCCAAUCCUAAAACACUUGCAGGACGUCACUGUGAAGUUUUCUGAGCCUGGACAGCCAAUGAGUUUCACGUUAGAGUUCCACUUUGAGCCCAACAGCUACUUCAGUAACACAGUCCUCACUAAAGUUUACAAGAUGAAAUCAGAGCCGGACGCAGCCGAUCCGUUCUCUUUCGAGGGGCCAGAGAUUGUGGACUGUGAAGGUUGUAAGAUUGACUGGCAUAAAGGCAAAGAUGUGACAGUCAAAAUUGUUAAGAAGAAGCAGAAACACAAAGGAAGAGGGACCAUUCGAACAGUUAGCAAAGAGAUCCCACAAGAUUCAUUCUUCAACUUCUUCAAUCCAGUUAAAGCCUCACCUGAUGGAAUGGAUGAAGACUUGGAUUUCACUCUAGCUACGGAUUUCGAGAUCGGACACUUCUUCCGAGAGAGGGUUAUUCCCAGAGCAGUGCUUUAUUUCACAGGAGAGGCCUUAGAGGAUGACGAAAGUUUUGAAGAGGAAGAUCUUGAAGAGGGAGAAGAGGAGGACCUGGAUGAGGAAGGUGAAGAAGAGGAGGAGGGUGAUUUUGACCCCACGGCAUAAUUCAUUACUCAAUUCAUGCAUUUCUAGAAAGACCCUCCUCCUGCAGAGUGCAAACAGCAGUAAGACUCAAGAACAGACAGCCAUGGCACAACUCGGCUGCUGUCAGCCAAUUAGACGGUGUGGAUGCAAACCUAAUUUCCUCGUGGACUCGCAACACUAAUGCAAUAGGAAACCAAACGCUGUUUAGAAAAUGCAUGUUUUCUGUACUGUUUACUUUUUACAGAGAUGACCUCAGUGUUUUCGUUCAUAAGACGUGUGAUAUCACACUCUGAAAUCUAGCCGACAAAACGUGUAAUGUAAUGAUUUUCUUUCGGAAGAAGUUUCUAUGUUCAAAAUGUUUGUCUGGAGCUGGUGUGUGAGUGAGGGCAAGCAAAGACACCCCUUGUAUUUUGAAUUCUUAACAUUCAUAUGCAACCAUUACCAUUUUUGCAACAUAGCAGGUUCUUGGACACUCCCUAGAUGAUAUGACCUCCCAAAUGGCGUCCAGUGUAGCAUCACUCAGGGUUUUUCUUUGCCAACAAUUUGAACCUGCUGCGUUUAUGAAUUUGACAUUCGCUGAAAUUUCCAGUUUCACUGUUACAGUUUAGUUAAGAAGUGUUUUGAAACUGGAAGCUGAACGAUGUGGAUUAUGGUAAUAGAAUACUUAUGGUUUGAAUUUAGGGUUGGGUGUCAUUGAAUUCCCAAAUACCUAUGUGACGUACUGCAUAUCCAUGCCAUGCACGUUGACACAGGAUUUCUACCAUAUUUUAUUUCGCCAUGUGAUUACGUGUCGAGUUGCUCGAUUCAUGCACAGAGUUUCAUCUAUUACAGUAUUAAGAAUGUUAACAGCGGGUCUAUCCUCCUCUAUUUUGAACUGUGUGCAAGCCUUAGCCUUAUCUGGAACUUUUUCGGGUUGUAAUGCAACAUUGUUUCCAUUUUGUACAAAAUAGACAAAAAUAUUAUAUUAAAUGUUGUGGGACAUGA
Molecule: messenger RNA, 2094 nt
Organism: Danio rerio (zebrafish)
Lineage: Eukaryota; Metazoa; Chordata; Actinopteri; Cypriniformes; Danionidae
Gene: nap1l4a
Product: nucleosome assembly protein 1-like 4a
Biological process (GO): nucleosome assembly
Cellular component (GO): nucleus
Source: RefSeq, marked provisional